Molecule: messenger RNA, 1412 nt
Organism: Canariomyces notabilis
Lineage: Eukaryota; Fungi; Ascomycota; Sordariomycetes; Sordariales; Chaetomiaceae
Exons: 4
Coding region: 76-1290 (404 amino acids)
Source: RefSeq, a predicted model, not a curated record
CUCUGAAGUCUCCUUUCUCGUCUCUUCGUCUCUGCUCAUUCUCUGGCUUCUCAAUUUUGAAAAUCUCAUUGGCUGAUGGAGCUCGGUCAAGGCAGCAACGUGCCCAGCACUUCUUGCCCUCCUGGAUCUCAACCCCCCACCACCGCUGAAGGAAGUGGCUGGGUCAGGUACUGCUUUUGCACAGUGUUCAAAGGCUGCCGGGCCGCCCGCUGCAGCGGAAGGGUCGAACCCCCAUCCACUGUCUACUGUAGACCUUGCUCAGUCACUUGCGCUUCCGGACGAAGCGAGUGCAAAUGCAGGCGGGAAUCCACGCAGCGGGGCACCUGCAAAGCACCUGUUUCCUGCCUUGGGCCUCCAAGUCCUUUAGACGAGGCAGGUUAUUGCAAGAACUGCAAAACCACGUGUCCUCCUGAGGCAGCUGAGUCCGCUUCUCAAAAUGCUAAUGCCAAUACCAAUUUCAAUCCCAAUCCCGAGUCCAAUCCGAAACCCAAUCUCGGUUCAGACUCUGUCCCCCAAGCGAGAAAUGAUGAUGGGGCCGAGCGAGAGGUUGACGAAGGGCUGGGUCAACCGGAGAAUGCUUCGACCGCCGCCCGCAAUGCGGCACGACCUGACGAUGAGGGUGCGGAUAUUGUCGGCGCCGCGGCCAUGUCUAGGAUCGAUCGCCAAAUCGAAAUCAUACUGUCAUUUCCGAACGACGUGAACUGGGAUGCCACCGCCGGCUUCGCAUUCUCCCCUGCUGUCCCCACUGCAGGCAGCACGUUGGGGGCCAACCAGUGCAACCGUGGGGCCACGGAGCGGCCUGAGAGCGUGAUUUCGAAUGCCACAGCUAGCACCGCACCCUCCUCUGCUGUUGCCACUGCUGGCAGCACGCCGGGGGGCACUGAGAGGCCCGAGAGCCUGGAUUGGAGUGCCACCGCCAGCUCCGUACCGUCCCCUGCUGUUAACACUGUUGACAGCACACCGGGAGCCGGCCACGGGGCCGCCGAGGCGCCCGAGAGCGUGGAUGGGGAUGCCACCGUGAGCGCCGUACCAUCCCCCGCUGUUAGCACUGUUUACAGCACGCCGCUGGCCAACCACGGGGUUGCCGAGAGGCUCGAGAGCGUCGAGGUCGAAAUCGUCCGGCAUCAACUCGACGCCCUCUUGGGCGUCCCAUACUGCAGAUGCACGAUGGGCGGCUGGGAGUGCAAAAUCCCCGUUAUUUGCGAGGGGGUAGUCGUUGGUGCCAACCCGUGCGGGCGUUGCAUGCCAUGUGCGUUGGAGAAUUGUGGCCAUCCGGGCCUGACUACCUGAGUGUCUUGGACAGGAACAGUACGAAUGCUCCAGGCUGGGUGCUGCUUUACCAGAUGAUGACAUCAUCGCCGGCAUCGAUACGCAUUGCACAGUACCUAGCCACUGUAGCAGUGUAGCCAGUA